Messenger RNA from Ixodes scapularis (black-legged tick), 2815 nucleotides. RefSeq names its product F-box only protein 33. Gene Ontology annotation, biological process: positive regulation of protein ubiquitination; SCF-dependent proteasomal ubiquitin-dependent protein catabolic process. Gene Ontology annotation, cellular component: SCF ubiquitin ligase complex. The transcript has 5 exons. Bases 71 to 1498 code for a protein of 475 amino acids. NCBI's taxonomy places the organism in Eukaryota, Metazoa, Arthropoda, Arachnida, Ixodida, Ixodidae. The record is from RefSeq and is a predicted model, not a curated record. Gene Ontology annotation, molecular function: protein binding.
GCCGGGCCUUCUCGUUCGCGAAGACGGCAGCACACAGGAGGGAAAGGGGAAGGGGGGGCGCGCGUUUGUAAUGUCGGCAGGUUGGGCAGUAUGUGGGAACUUUGCCGACUUUGCCACCUUGCCAUCGGUCGUUCUAGUCGAAAUUUACAAGCACCUCUCCUUCGAAGACCGACUGCGGGCCUCGUCGACGUGCCGCGCCUGGCGAGACUGCCUCUUCCACCCGCGCUUCUGGACGAGCCUUACGGUGCGCCUGGGCCGCAAGCGGAAUAAGUGGCGACGCGCCGAGUUCUUGGCCCGCAAGUGCGGCCGCUUCGUGCGCCACUUCGAGCUCGAGUUCGACUGCAGCAGCGGCCAGAUCGUGAGCCAAUGCAUCGCCGUGCUCACCCUGCUCGGCGACAACCGGCAGCUCGCGUCGCUAUCCCUGCGCCCCACGGCCUGCGUCGUGGCCUGGCCGCUCUGCUCUUGCGGCGGCUCCAGGGCCAACGGGUGCGCGGCCAACGAAAACGAAACCGUCGCCGUGUACGACAGGUUUGUGGAAGCGAUCCGCCAGGUGAUCCGGACGAGCGUGUCCUUGGAGCACCUUUCCCUGGGCUGCCUGGAGGACCUGGUGCUCCAGUCGGACUCCCUCCUGGCCCUGCUGGCACUACACCAGAGACGGUCCCUGAGGCAGCUGCAUCUGGCAAGCGCAAAGGAAGAUCCUGACCACUACCCAAUCCCGGAGGUCCGGCUAAGGCGCCUGCAGAGCCUGGAGCGCCUUAGCACGCUGGGCGUGGACUAUGACUAUGUGUGCGACCAGCUGCUGCUGCUCCUUGGGGAGCACACCCAGCUGCUCAGCCUGGUGCUCCAUGUGCACGGCUUGGACGACCACCAGAGGGUCUGCGACCGCUCCUGGGCGGAGCUGAGGCGGAGCUGUCCAAGGCUGCGGGUGACACUGGUGCUGCUGCACACGUGCGAGUCACUCAGCACGGUGCGGUCGGUGCUAAACCCCGCCAUGCCGCUGCGGGACUUCCGGUCCUACUUCAGCGAGGGCUUCCGCGGGGAGGUGCUAGACGUGCUGUCGGCGCGCUACGCCGAGACCCUGCAGUCGGUGGCCGUGGUGAACGCCCUCUCGGAGGGUCAGUCCACCCCAAGGAGGACCUUCGCGGUGCGUGCUGAGAGCCCCGUGGUGAUGCUGGCCUGGCGCUGCCACCAGCUAAGCAGUCUGCAACUGGUCGGGCACGAGAUUGCGGACACGGACGUGAUCGCCAUCGCACGCCUGCGAGGACCGCAGCUCAAGGAGCUGGUGGUGCCAACCGACUGCGUCUCGGAGAGUAGCGGGGGCCCCUACUACAGCGAGCUGCGACCGGCCGACGUGCGGCUGCUCGAAGCCGAGGUGUCCUCGAGCCUGCUGCGCACCUGGACACUCUCCGCACACCACUCGCCCGCCCAGAGCGAGACAGGCCAGACGCGUUCCUACCUGAGGACCUUGCAACAGCUACAGAGCUACGGCAGCGCGUAGCGUCCCGCUAAGGCAUCCGGAACGCGCCCCCGACCCGUGCGUUUGCCGCGUCCGCAAAAAAACACACUGGCUUCUGCGAGGUCGUCUGCUGGCACUCAGGGACCGGUGUGAACGCGCAAGCGGACGCCAAACGCGCCGAUCGGGGACGCGUUACGGGCGCGACGCGGGGACGACCGACGCCGGCGCGAGAUCUAGGUUUCAGACAUGCCUUAACAUACUCACCGCGUUGUCGGAGCUGUGGACGACGGGGGUGCGAUCGGCACCGGUUAGUGAAGCGUAACUUGCCAUUAUCAUCGCCAUUCUAUCUUCGCGUCGUCGUCGAACGAUGACGUACAAUGUUUGCCGCCGCACGGUUGGCGGACUCGGCGGGUUUCCAAGACGGUCGUCUGUUGUUAUUCCGAGGCGCUUCAUCAUUCGUGCGCCCAUUGUUUUUAAAAGAGAUCCUUUUUUUAUUGCGGCGCGCUGCGACACCUGGCGCGCGAUGCCGAGAGCAGUAAACGUUUUUAUCGGGUCACGCGAGUGACGCACAUGUGAUAUUCCGACGCCCGGCCGGGUUGGCUUUUUACAAGCCGGUGGCCUGUAGGUUUUAUCGAACUAGUGCCAAGUGAGAACAACAUUGCUGACACAAAGAAGCCUGCGGCCUAACACACCGACACACAAUGACACAACACAUCUCCACUUCCAUCGCUGUGAUGUAGGGGCCAGUGCAAUCGAGAACCCGUCGUUACAAUUGUGUCGCGGCUGGUAAGCGACGCGACGGUUAACUGCCCUAGUGACAAUGGCGUCCAGCCUGAAACGUCAACCACAAUGUUCCAUCCAAGACCAAAAAGCUGACUUACCACGAGUCUUUUCGAAGCUAGAGAUCUUGUCGACUCGUGUCUUUAGAAAAAAAGAGGCACUAGCAACAUCUUAGAACAACUCAAUACCCGAAACCACUCCCUAAAAUCAGGGUGCCCAGUGUUUCUGGCAUUAAUGAUGCCGCCCCAUUGAACCCUUCACGCCACCCAUCUCCUGGGAUUGACGCGUCUUGAGAAUGCGCGGGCAGUGCGACGUUUCUUUUUUGCACUUUGUUAUCUGCAGGUUGAAGCGUCGAGGUUGAGUUUUCAGUGUAAUGGCGCGUUUUAUUUUAGUGUUGUAGGACCCCCUUUUGUUUUAUAUUCUGGGCGACUAUACCCCAGUCGCCUUGCAAUGUGCCGCAGUCCCCAGUGUUGGCUCGAUGCAUUUCGUUUCCAGGGGCAAACUAUUUCAGGUGCUCUUCAGAGUAUAUUUAACGGAUGUUACGUUUGUAGCACAGAUAAUAAAGACUUUUAAGAAUGA